ACAGCGAGAUUACAACAGCCAGAGAGCACAGAGACUGCAAAAAACAAGGGACUCGGUUACAACAAGGAUCAAGAAACAUGGAUUUCCUCCCAAACAUCUCUGCAGGAACUUGGAUCCUUCUUAUUCUUUUCCUGGCUCUCUUAGCUAUUUACGGGAUCUGGCCAUACCGAUUUUUCAAAAAGUAUGGGAUUCCAGGACCUAAACCUUUGCCUUUUAUUGGGACAUUUCUUGAAAAUAAGCAGGGUGUCUUUGAAUUUGACAUGGAAUGUUUCAAGAAAUAUGGAAACAUAUGGGGAUUUUAUGAUGGACGGAAGCCAAUACUUGCUGUGAUGGAUCCUGUAAUCAUAAAAGCAAUCUUAGUCAAAGAGUGUUACACCGUCUUCACCAAUCGAAGGAACUUUGGGUUGAAUGGUCCGCUGAAUUCUGCUGUUUCUAUUGCUGAAGAUGAGCAGUGGAAGAGAAUACGUACAGUCCUGUCACCUACAUUCACUAGUGGGAAACUAAAGAAGAUGUUUCCUCUAAUAAAGCACUAUGGAGACCUUUUAGUGCAGAACAUCCAGAAAAAAAAUGAUAACAAAGAGCCUCUUAACAUGAAGGAUAUAUUUGGAGGAUACAGCAUGGAUAUUGUUCUAAGUACAUCUUUCAGUGUAAAGGUGGAUUCCAUGAACAACCCCAAUGAUCCAUUUGUCACCAAUGCGAAACAGCUUUUCACCUUUUCCUUUCUUAGUCCUCUGUUCUUACUUACCAUUUUGUGCCCAUUCUUGGUUCCUCUUUUGGACAAGAUGAACUUAAGUUUUUUUUCUAUGAGCGUCCUUAAUUUUUUCAUGGAUGCCAUAAAGAAAAUCAAGAAAGAAAGAGAGGAAAGCACUCAGAAGGAUCAAGUGGAUUUCUUGCAGCUAAUGAUUGAUUCCCAAAGUAAAGAAAAUCCUUCAGACGAGGAAAAUCAUGGGUAUAAAGAAUUGUCCGACGCCGAGAUUAUGGCCCAGGGACUAAUCUUCAUCAUUGCUGGAUACGAAACGACAAGCACCACACUCACGUUCCUGGCAUAUAACAUUGCGACGAACCCAGAUGUACAGACAAAACUUCAACAGGAAAUUGAAACGUUUCUGCCUAAUAAGACUCCACCAACAUAUGAUGUUGUGAUGCAGAUGGAAUACCUGGAUAUGGUGAUUAAUGAGACCUUACGACUCUACCCUGCAGCAGGUAGAAUUGAAAGAGUUUGUAAAAAAACUACAGUUAUAAAUGGAGUAACAAUCCCAGGAGGAGUUGUCACUGUAAUCCCAGCUUUUGUUUUGCAUCGAAACCCGGAGAUCUGGCCAGAACCAGAAGAAUUCCGACCAGAGAGGUUCAGUAAAGAAAACAGAGAAAACCAGGACCCAUACGCAUUCCUGCCCUUUGGAGGUGGGCCCCGAAACUGCAUUGGAAUGAGAUUUGCUCUACUAAACAUGAAACUUGCCAUUGUUUCUUUGCUUCAAAACUUCACGUUCCGGACUUGCAGCGAGACUCCUAUCCCGCUAGAAAUUGACACUCGAGGAUUCUUAAAGACUACAAAGCCUGUCAUUUUAAAUCUUGUAUCUAAAGAAGCUAAGAAGUCAGAGGAGUAAACUCUGGAAAAUCAUUAGGGCAGAGGAUGUAGCAGAAACUUAAGUUGCACAUAGACAUGAGAAUGCAAUAAAGAAUCCGUAUUUUUUUAAAGAAUAAA
Messenger RNA from Spea bombifrons (plains spadefoot toad), 1702 nucleotides. Its product is annotated as cytochrome P450 3A8-like. The record is from RefSeq and is a predicted model, not a curated record. Lineage: Eukaryota; Metazoa; Chordata; Amphibia; Anura; Pelobatidae. The transcript has 13 exons. Gene Ontology annotation, molecular function: heme binding; oxidoreductase activity, acting on paired donors, with incorporation or reduction of molecular oxygen, reduced flavin or flavoprotein as one donor, and incorporation of one atom of oxygen; steroid hydroxylase activity. The coding region runs from base 78 to 1604 and encodes 508 amino acids.